Messenger RNA from Aspergillus puulaauensis, 6054 nucleotides. RefSeq names its product putative filament-forming protein (Tpr/p270). Gene Ontology annotation, molecular function: structural constituent of nuclear pore. The record is from RefSeq and is a predicted model, not a curated record. The transcript has 2 exons. Gene Ontology annotation, cellular component: nuclear pore. Lineage: Eukaryota; Fungi; Ascomycota; Eurotiomycetes; Eurotiales; Aspergillaceae. The coding region runs from base 1 to 6054 and encodes 2017 amino acids. Gene Ontology annotation, biological process: protein import into nucleus; mRNA export from nucleus.
AUGGCUGCCGCUACGAUUGAAUUGCCAUUCUUAUCGUCACAUUACGCCAUCGCAGAGUCGACUCUGAGCACUCUUACCGAAGCUCCCACGGUCGAACUCGUCAACCAACUGUUGGAAGCGAUCACCAAAAAGGCGCGGGAAUUCGAUGAACUGAAAUCUGAUAAGCUUCGACUUGAGGUCGAGCUUGAAAAUGCAGUUCGCAGCAGCGACACAAAGAUCAAGGUGUUGAAGAGCUCCGUCGAAAAGGGCCACGCGGAGGUCGAAGAAACACGAAAGAAACUUCACGAGUCAGAAAACACGCGGUCUUCGCUAGAGUCCGAAAUCGCGACGCUGAAGUCAUCGUCCACGUCCAACGAAUCCGAAGCCAGCACUCUUAAGUCUCGCAUCACCUCCCUCGAAGCUUCAAACCGUGACACACUAGCGCUACUCGAAUCCAAAUCAGGGGCAUACGACAAGCUCGCAGAAGAGCUCUCUACACACCAUAAGAAGACGAUCGAAUUACGACGCGAGCUCUCGACUGCAGAGCAGAACCUACAAGCCGCAAACUCCGCUUCCGCCAGUGCCCGAUUCCGUGAACAAAGCCUCCAGCAGGAUUUGGAGCUGACGAAGAAGAAUAACGAGUGGUACGAGGCGGAGCUCAAAACAAAAUCUUCCGAACACCUCAAAUUCCGCAAGGAAAAGAGUGCUCGGAUUUCAGAGCUUCAGCGUGAAAACGAAGAGGCUAUUGCAAACACAGAAGCUUUGAGACGCAGUGAAAAUGCUCUCAAGAGCCGACUGGACGAAGUGGAACAGCGCUACGAGGAAUCGCUUGUUAGCAUUCAACAGCUCAAGGAGGAGGCCAUCAAAACAGCCGAGUCAUUUAGAAUUGAGUUGGAUAGCGCGAACCGGCUGGCGGAACUCCAAGGCAACGCCGCAGAGACUGCUAAGAAGCGGGUAUCGGAAUGCCAGCUGACUUUGGAAAAGGUGAGAGACGACGCGGCGGAGGAGAUCUCACGUCUGCGUGUCGAGAUCGAGACCGAGCACGGCGAUAAGGAGGCGGCUGAGCGUCGUGUUGCCGAGCUUGAACUCGCUGUCAAUCAACUCGAAACAGAGGGAGUAGCUGGACGCAGGUCUAUGAGCCCAGCUCGCGGUUUGAAUGGUGCCCCGGGCACUCCAGUCCGCUCCAGCACCCCGCUUGGCACAUUUUCUCCCAGAGCAUCGCGUACCAAGGGCGGACUUACCCUUACGCAAAUGUAUUCGGAGUAUGACAAGAUGCGGACAAUGCUUGUUGCUGAGCAGAAGACCAACCAGGAACUUAGAUCUACAUUAGAUGAAAUGGUUCAGGAUCUUGAAGCCAGCAAACCCGAAAUUGAUGAGUUGCGUGAAGACCACGCACGGCUUGAGAAUGCAGUCGUUGAGAUGUCUAAUAUCCUCGAUACGGCUGGAAAAGAACGAGACGAUGCCACGAAAGAGGGCAGGAAAUGGCAGGGCCAGGUGGAGGGAUUCGCACGCGAGGGUGACAUUCUGCGCCAACAGCUAAGAGACCUGAGCUCUCAAGUUAAGGUUCUUGUGCUGGAGGUUACUCUCCUGAGGGAGGGCGAAGCAAACUAUGAUAGAGAAGAACUCGAGAGGGUCGCUCGCAAGGAAAUCGAAGACUCUUCGGCCGAGCUUACCCCGACAGGUCGUUUCAUCAGCCAGAACCUAACGACAUUCAAAGAUAUGCACGAGCUUCAGGAGCAGAAUGUUACGCUUCGUCGCAUGCUGAGAGAGCUCGGGGAUAAGAUGGAAGGCGCAGAGGCACGUGAAAAGGAUGCUACGCGACAGCAGGAGCACGAGGAGUUGAAGGAGCUGCGAAUCCGAGUGCAAACGUACCGCGACGAAAUCGCAAACCUCAUUGCUCAGACUAAGAGCUAUGUCAAGGAACGCGAUACCUUCCGCAGCAUGCUGACACGCCGGCGACAAACAGUCGGCGGCGAUGCUGUUUUCUCACAGUCUCUUCCUCCAGGCGCUGCACCCCCAGCCGCCGAAGAAGUGAAGGGCGGCCCUGACUAUGCCGAGUUGCUGCGCAAGGUUCAAGCGCACUUUGACAGUUUCAGGGAAGAGACAGCGACGGACCACUCAGCUUUGAAACAACAAGUCAACGAGCUUGGACGCAAGAACAGCGAGUUGAUGAGUGAGACUAGCCGCUCAAGCAGUCAACUCGUCGCCGCCACGCAGCGAGCGGAGCUUCUCCAGAGCAACUUUAACAUGCUCAAGACCGAGAACGCCGAGUUACAGAAGCGCUAUGCAACGCUUUUUGAAAAUGCCAACCGACAGGACAUCAGAACGCAACAAGCUGCAGAAGAUCUUGUCGAAUCUAAGGGUCUUAUUGACAGUCUUCAGCGCGAGAGCGCAAAUCUGAAAGCAGAGAAAAACCUUUGGAAAAACAUCGAGAAACGACUUAUUGAAGACAACGAAUCGCUAAGAAAUGAGCGAAGCCGUUUGGAUGGGCUCAACGCCAACCUCCAGAAUAUUCUUAACGAGCGUGAACAUUCAGACUCCGAGAGCCGAAGACGACUUCAGCUUAAUGUUGAAUCUCUCGAGUCCGAGUUGCAGACGACGAAGCGGAAAUUGAACGACGAGAUGGAGGAGUCUAAGAAGUCCACAUUACGACGAGAAUACGAGCAUGAGCAGAGCCAGAAGCGCAUUGACGAUUUGGUCACAAGUUUGAGCUCUGUGAAAGAAGAGUUGGUCGCAACCAAGACAACAAGAGACCACCUCCAGACCCGUGUUGAUGAGUUGACGGUCGAGCUGAGGAGCGCUGAGGAACGCGUUCAAGUUCUCCAGACCCGACCCAACGUUUCCGCCACCCCUGCUGAAGCGGCGGUUCCUGCUGAAGGGUCACAAGACAGUGGGUUGACUCGGGAGCAAGAACUGAGCAUUGAAGUCUCUGAAUUGAAACGCGACCUGGAAUUGACGAAGAGCGAGCUGGAACAUGCCAAGGAGCAGGUGGAGGAUUACAAGGCCAUUAGCCAGGCGACCGAAGAACGACUGCAGUCGGUUUCUGAGACGAACGACCAAUACCGUGAAGAAACCGAUAAACUUGUUGAAGAGAAGGAUACCAAGAUACAGGACCUGGAGAAGCGGAUCGAGGAGAUCUCUUCUGAGCUUUCUGCGACAAACAUUGAGCUCUCCAAGCUUCGUGAUGACCAGGGUGAAGCUACUCGACACUUGGAGGAGCAGAAGACCGCGCUCGAAGCCGACAUCACAAGGUUGACGGAAGACAACGAACGGCAAAUCGCAGCCGCUCAGUAUCACCAAGAAGACCUCAAAGCCCAGGCGGAGAUUGCGCAGCACGCACAACAAAACUACGAGAACGAAUUAGUCAAGCACGCUGAUGCUGCGAAGAAUCUCCAGCUGGUGCGCGCCGAAGCGAACCAGCUGAAGUUGGAGGCCGUCGAAUUGCGAACUCAGGCUGAAACUUACAAGAAGGAUCUUGCUCAGAAUGAAGAAAGCUGGAAUGAGCGCAAGGACAGAUAUGAAAGCGAGAUCCUUGAGCUGCAGAAACGCCGAGAAGAAGUACUUCAUCAGAACAACCUACUUCACUCCCAGAUCGAGAACAUCACCAAGCAAAUAUCGUCUCUGCAGCGCGACCGCGCUACUGCAGCUGAAAACGAGCAGGAGGAUGGCGAACCGGUGGCGCCGAACCUGGAAGGUCUGCAGGAAGUCAUCAACUACCUGCGUCGUGAGAAGGAGAUUGUUGAUGUUCAGUAUCACCUGUCUACGCAAGAGGGUAAACGACUUCGCCAGCAAUUUGAAUACGCCCAGUCUCAGCUUGAUGAGGCCCGCCUCAAGCUUGAGCAGCAACAUCGUGCUGCCGCUGAUAGUGAGCACACUGCUUUGAGCCACAACAAGCUCAUGGAGACACUGAACGAGCUCAACCUUUUCCGCGAGAGCAGCGUUACGCUACGCAACCAGGUUAAACAGACUGAAACGGCACUGACUGAAAAAUCUGCGCGGGUCGAUGAAUUGGUUCAACAGAUUGAACCCCUGGAGACUCGUAUCCGGGAACUGGAGAAUGUGGUUGAAACCAAGGAUGGAGAGAUGAAGCUUCUACAAGCUGAUAGGGAUCGGUGGCAGCAACGGACACAGAACAUUCUCCAGAAGUAUGACCGAGUAGACCCAGCCGAGAUGGAGGGUCUGAAAGAGAAGUUGGAGUCGUUGGAGAAGGAGAGAGACGAGGCUGUUUCCGCUCGCCAAACCCUCGAAGAACAGAUCGAAACAUUCCCUGAGCAGCUGAAGGCAGCCGAAGAGAGGACUACGGAGCUGCGAUCGAAACUAACGGAGCAGUUCAAGGGUCGGUCCAGGGACCUGAUGGGCCGGGUCCACGCCAAGCAAACUGAAGUGGAUGCGUUGGCUCAAGAGAAAGAAGUUCUUGAGGAGGAAUUGAAGACAACCAAGGAGGAAUUGAACACAUUGAAGACGAACGGCGUUGCGAAACCUGAUGCACCAGCGGAACAGGACGCAGCUGUCAACUCAACACCAGCAUCUCAAUUCCCUGCUCCCACCACGCAGGUAUCAGCUCCGACGGACGACGAGCGGGUCAAGGCUCUAGAGGAGAAGAUUCAACGCUUGGAGGCUGCUCUUGCCGAAAAGGAUGGUGUUCUCGCCACGAAGGAUGCUGAGCAUGAGACCAAGAUCAAGGAGCGUGUGGAAAGAUUGAAGGAAACUUUCAACGCCAAGAUGGCCGAAGUUAGAGCCAACCAUCGACAGGAGGUUGAACAACUAACCGCCGGCCAAGAUGGAGCUCAAGCAGAGGGCCAACAAGAAACCACAGCACCCGCGGCCCAACCUGCUCAACAGCCUCCCGCAACGCCAACAAAGACCGAAGAUGGCCUCCCUGAGUUGACGGAUAGCCAGACUAGGCAGCUUGUUGCCAAGAGUGAAACCAUCCGCAACAUUAUCAGGAUCAACAUUAAUAAGCAGCUUGCUAAUCAGAGAGAGAAGGAGAAGCAAGAAGCUCAGCCCUCUCAGGAUGCCGUCGCGGCUGCCGAGCAGAAAUUCAACGAGGAGCGGGAAGCGCUUAGGAAAGCACACGAGGAGGGUCUGGAGGAGAAGGUCAAGUCGGCCGUCGAAUUGUCGGAUAAGAAAUACCUGGCUAGGAUCAGCAUGCUUGAUUCCAGGUAUAGAAACACACAAGCCAAGGUUGAUGUGGUGUCGAAGGCAGCCACCGACACGCCUCAGAAACCUGUCGUCGAAGUUUGGGAAGUUGCUAAAGUUGCAAAGGCUCCGCCUGCGCAGCCGCAGACUCCCAAGCCUUCUGGAACUCCAGCUCAAGUUGCAUCACCUGCGCCCCAAGUUGCAUCGCCUGCGCCCCAAGUUGCGUCUCCUGCACCACAAGUGGCAGCACAACCUGCACCUGUACCUACUGCACCGCCAGUGAAUCAACAACAAGGUGCACCAGUACCAGCCGCGCCGGCACCACAGACUGCCCCUGCAAAGGCCCAACAACCGAGUGAGCAACCUGCACAAGCACCUCAGCAACCACCACAGCCACAACAAGCGAACGCCCAGGCUGCCCCCGCCGCAGUGGGUGCUCCCAACCCGUUUGCGCAGAUCCAAAACAAACAGCAGCCGCAAGGUUCGGCGCUGCCAAAUAAACCACCAGCUGGGGCAGCUGCAGCGAGCGGAGUCAUGCGGACGCUGCAGUCCGGCCUUCCAGUUGCACGAGGUGGACGAGGUGGUGGCCGUGGCGGUGCUCACCAGCAGAAUCCAUUCGGCCAGCAGCAACAAGCACAAGCUCAGGCACCCCAGCAGCAACAGCAGUCGCAGCGUGGUACUGGAGUUCCACGAGGCCGUGGCGGCCGUGGCGGGCAGCAGGGCAGAGGUGGACACCAGAAUGCCCAAGCUCAAAACCAAGCGCAACAAGCGCAGGGACAAGCGAGCCCCGGGCGGGGCGGACUGAACGUUGGCGCGCGGCAGUUUGUGCCACAGGGAAACAAGAGAGCCAGAGAAGACGGCACUGAUGGCGGGAACGAGGGAGGUAAUACCGGCGGAAAGAGGAUGCGAGGCGGCGGACAAGCCAGGGGAUCGUGA